Culex quinquefasciatus (southern house mosquito) is the source of this 683-nucleotide messenger RNA. RefSeq lists its product as uncharacterized. The record is from RefSeq and is a predicted model, not a curated record. The transcript has 2 exons. Lineage: Eukaryota; Metazoa; Arthropoda; Insecta; Diptera; Culicidae. Bases 60 to 626 code for a protein of 188 amino acids.
CCUAGAUAGUCGAAAGGUAUCAGUUCUCGCUUCGAAGUCACUGAACAGCCUCCUCCAAGAUGAAAGCCUUCCUUGUUGUUGCAUUCUGUGCCUGCCUGUUGGCGGCCACCACAGCAUCUCCUGCUCCCCAAUUGUCAACGGCCUUGUCGACUCUGCAAAGCGUGACAUCGUCACUGCAAACAACCAUCACUAACCUGUUGACGCAGAUCCAAACCGCUUUGGCGAACAAUGCCUUGACCGCAGCCGCCGCUUCGGCUCUGACCCAGCUCCAGUCGACUGUUACAGGCCUUCAGUCAACGCUGAACAGCAUCGUCAGCAACGGAUUGACCGCUCUUCCCACGACCCUCACCAGCGGGCUGAGCACCGUUGCCGCCGGAGUGCAGACUGCCCUGAACACUGCCAACACCCAGCUCAACUCGGUCAUCUCGGCCGGAACCGGUGCUUCGACGAGUCUGAUCAACCAGCUGACCGCGGCGACUUCCAAUCUGAACACCGUUGCUUCAUCGCUGACGACCCAGGUGAAUGCGCUGCUCACCCAGCUGAGCGGUGUGCUGACCGGCCUGCUCGGAACCGUUACAGGAACUCUGACCGGACUUCCGUCCCUGUUGACUGGACUUUUGGGAUAAGUCGCUCGAGGUAUGAAUCAUUUGCAUGCAAUUGUUAAUUUAUUUUCGAAAAAAUAA